This is a messenger RNA of Toxorhynchites rutilus septentrionalis, 831 nucleotides long. RefSeq names its product protein CutA homolog. The transcript has 3 exons. Gene Ontology annotation, molecular function: copper ion binding. Gene Ontology annotation, biological process: response to metal ion. The record is from RefSeq and is a predicted model, not a curated record. Bases 183 to 674 code for a protein of 163 amino acids. Lineage: Eukaryota; Metazoa; Arthropoda; Insecta; Diptera; Culicidae.
AGGAACGUAGUUCUACGUCAAAACACAUGACCUCCCUAUAACCAGUAGACGUCAAAUGAUUUUUGCGUUACGCCCUUUAGACACAAAGAGAGGAUAUUCAAAAACAAAAAGCCGGCUGCUAUCGAUGUUAUCGCUUGUUAUUAUUUACAUUUUACUAUCUACGCUAGCAGCUAGUGCUAUCAAUGAUUCUAUCGCCACUGAGGAGAGUGGAAAAUAUACUCUAUUCUAGUUCUUUGAAAACACAACAGUGCCAUAGUGCCGGCGGAAACUUUCUCUUACCACUUAGAACCAAUUUCUUGCCAUCACCACUCAAAGCAAUGUCAACCGAGGCACCCCAGCAGUACCAGUCGGGCACGCAUUCAAUUGCGUACGUGACAACCCCGAACGAAAACUCCGCCAAGCAGCUGGCCCGAAAAAUAGUGGAACGCAAACUGGCCGCCUGCGUAAAUGUUAUACCGGGACUGACUUCAAUCUACGAAUGGGAGGGCAAAAUCCAGGAGGAUCAGGAAUACUUGCUGAUGAUCAAAACGCGCACCACCCGCGUUGACGAACUGUCCAAAUUUGUCCGAGAGAACCACCCGUACAGUGUGGCCGAGGUUAUCUCGGUGACGAUCGAGAACGGCAACCCACCCUACCUGGAUUGGUUGAGCAAAACGGUUCCCGAGAAACAAUGAACACGAAACAAGGCACAUGAAUGUUGCUUGUUUAUUAUUUAUUUAAAAAAAAACAGUUAAAAAUUGUAAAUUGUAGCUUUUGUUAUUCUGGGGGAAAAAUACUUAUCAAUCGUUUUCUGUUGACUACCACAUUAAAUUAGCAUCGAAGCUUGGAAAA